CUUGACGACCGUUGCGCUGCCCCUUCCACCUGCACCACCACCCAUCCUCCCAAACGCGCCCAGGCACAAUGGACGCUGCGUACGCAUCUGAGGAUGAGGCAGAGCCCCGCAGCGGGAUUGCAUCAACGGCAAUGCACUCAAUGGCAGUUACCUUACGUCCCUUCAUAUCGAAGCGAGCUCAAAAGGCUUACUUGGGCAUCUUUCUCUUCAUUUCUACGGCCAUAGCCAUGAUCUUCAUCUCGACAUUCGCGUACGGGAUCUUUUAUUACCGGUUCAUCCCCCAGGUCGGCCUUGAACGCCUUGUACACUUGCAAUUUGGCGACGGACAUCCCUGGGGCAUCGCAUCACUGGGGACCGGCCUGGUUGCGUCCCAACCAUACGAUGUGCAGGUGGAGCUGGAAUUACCACGGACGCCCUCCAACCUCGCCGCGGGAAAUUUCAUGCUUGAUCUGGCCUUACUCCCCCAUCCUUCCACGUUCGCUGAGACUGGCUCGAAUGCAUCAGUCACCGCCCUCUCCAAAUCGCGCCGUCCUGCUAUCCUUACAUACGCGUCGCCCUUGGUGGACACGGCUAGUAAAAUAUCGUUCUUGCCUCUUUACGUGCUGGGAUGGAACCGAGAAGCGGAGAAACUGCAGGUGCCGAUGAUGGAACGGGUCCAAUUUGCGCGCGGAUGGCGUAAUCUACCGGAUAGCUUGCGCUUGGAGAUCCACAGCUCUGAGAAGAUGCAUGUGUACAAGGCGAAAGUGAUGUUCAAGGCCCGUUUCACGGGAUUACGGUAUGGCUCUGGUUGCUGGUCCACUACGGGUCGUUUUUCUGGUUCGUCUGAAGCUAACAGGAAGGUUAGGUGGAUAAUGUAUAAUUGGAGACUCACGUCAUUUGUCGUCUUCGGAUUCUUGUUCUGGAGCGUCUCGAUGGCUUCUGCUGGAUUCGUGUGGGUUGUCCUAGCUGCGCUUCUCAGCGGCGGCGGUGGAACGCCUCGGGCUGUUAUCAAGGCAGAGGAUCGCAGUGAAACGCUCACUAACAUUAAGACGGAGUACGAAGAGCCGGUCUUUCCUCGAGAUGUUCCGGAAUCCUCGAGCAAAGGCAAAGCACCCAUGAUCAAGAGGGAGGAAGACUCUGAGGAUGAGGAAGUAGUAAAGGAGGAGGAGACUGAGGAGGAGGGGUUAAAAGAAGAGGGAGAUAAGGAGGAGGCAGAAGAGGAGUUGCAGGAGGACCGAGGCGAAGCGCCUUCGGAGGCUGUUGGCGCUGGCACGGGAAUGGAGAGUGCUCAAGGCCGAGGAGUGCAGCGACGACGAAGAAGCCAUCUAUUCCGAGACCAUCAGACAUAGGGGCGCGGCUGGGAGGCCAAGUAGUAGUUGUUGUUGUUAGUUCUUUAGAAAUACCCAAUGUU
Messenger RNA from Aspergillus sclerotioniger CBS 115572, 1390 nucleotides. RefSeq names its product seipin. The transcript is spliced from 3 exons. NCBI's taxonomy places the organism in Eukaryota, Fungi, Ascomycota, Eurotiomycetes, Eurotiales, Aspergillaceae. The coding region runs from base 69 to 1328 and encodes 419 amino acids. Gene Ontology annotation, biological process: lipid droplet organization; lipid storage. The record is from RefSeq and is a predicted model, not a curated record. Gene Ontology annotation, cellular component: endoplasmic reticulum membrane.